CUUUCGCCUCCCGCACAUGCGCACUGGCGGCGAAGAGAGGUCUAGGCGAAGCCGAGGUUCUUAGGUUCCGGGCAGGGCUUCUCAGGACUGGACUGGAACGCGCUGUUUCUGGCUGACCUACCUUGUGCUUUCCGGGGAAGGGCAGUGGCGGAGCUAGAGGCCCCUCUGCAGCGCGGGAGUGAGCCCGCCACGCAGGCGCCGGCGAUCGCGCCCCCGCCGCCAUUGUUGCCUGGGGCCUCCCGGCCGCUCUGGCUGUGCGUCCGCCGGGUCCCCGCAGCAGACCUGCCUGCUUGUCUCCUCCGCCCUCAGAUAGUGAAAAGCUAGGAUUUGGUGACACUAAUGUGCAAAGCAGGUAAAUGGUUAGCUGUUUCAUACAUUUAAAGAUAUGAUGCAAGAAGACCAAGGGUUUCCUAACCAUCCCUACAAGUUCAAGAAUUUGAAACUAAGGCUGAUGACUCUACCUUGAGUCUCUUGUACCCUUGUCUUUGUGGCUGUAAGAUGGGACUCAAGCAGUUGGCUCACUACUAGAGAAAUAAAGGAUAUUGCCAGAUUGACUCUGCUGCAAUGUCAGCCUCAAGUAAGAGGGUGACCAGUUCUUCACGCUCCCAAAUCUUUCUAAUGUGGAAGCCAGACAAGGCUCAGAGUGGACCCCACAGUGUUGGAAAGGAAACCCUUGCUUCAAGACUCUUGCGUGACAGUGAGACUUGUCGACAGAAUUUUAGGAAUUUUCCAUACCCAGACCUGGCUGGUCCUCGAAAAGCAUUGAAUCAAUUACGAGAGCUCUGCCUUAAGUGGCUGAGGCCUGAGAUUCACUCAAAGGAACAAAUCCUGGAACUGCUGGUGCUGGAGCAAUUCCUGACGAUCCUACCUGGGGAGGUUAGGACCUGGGUGAAGUCUCAGUACCCAGGGAGCAGCGAGGAAGUGGUGACUCUGGUGGAGGAUUUAACUCAGAUUCUAGAAAAUGAAGCUGUUCCUCAGAACUCUGCCCUUUCCCAAGAGACCCGAGAGGAAGACCCCAAAGGAAGACAUGCUUUCCAGGCAGGGUGGCUAAACGAUCUGGUGACCAAAGAAUCAAUGUCGUUCAGAGAUGUGGCUGUGGAUAUUACCCAGGAAGACUGGGAGCUAAUGCGUCCUGUACAGAAAGAAUUGUACAAGACGGUGACAUUACAGAACUAUUGGAACAUGGUUUCUCUAGGACUGACAGUGUACAGACCAACUGUGAUUCCCAUAUUGGAAGAACCAUGGAUGGUGAUAAAAGAAAUCUUAGAAGGCCCUAGUCCAGGACAGGAAACAGAAGCCCAAGAUUGUAAUCCAGUUAAAAACAUUCCUAAAUUCACAACAGAUGGAACCCAGACCAUCAAACUGGAAGAACCAUAUGACUAUGGUGACAGAUUGGAGAGGCACGUACCAGAUACCUUCAGGAAAAUCCCCACUGAAGAAAGUAAUUUCAGUUUGAAGUCAGUUUUUUCACAAGAAUAUGAUCCUACAGAAGAGUAUCUUAGUAAAUAUGGUGUACAUGGGAAUCAUUUUGAAAAGCAUUCAAACCUAAUAAUACAGUUUGAUACUGAGUCAGAUCAUAAAACUUCUAUAUAUAACGAAGGCAGGGCAACCCUCAAUCAUGUCUCAUAUGGUAUUGUACAUAGGAAAAUUUAUCCUGGAGAGAAGCCUUAUAAAUGUAAUGUGUGUGGGAAAAAGUUUAGGAAAUACCCAUCCCUCAUGAAACACCAAAGUACCCAUACCAAAGAGAAGUCUUAUGAAUGUGAAGAGUGUGGAAAAGAGUUCAGGCACCUCUCAUCCCUUAUUGCGCAUCAGAGAAUGCAUACUGGAGAAAAACCAUAUGAAUGCCACCAGUGUGGUAAAGCCUUCAGCCAGCGAGCACACCUUACUAUACAUCAGAGAAUUCAUACAGGAGAGAAACCAUAUAAGUGUGAUGACUGCGGGAAAGACUUUAGUCAGCGUGCACACCUUACUAUACAUCAAAGGACACAUACUGGAGAGAAACCAUAUAAAUGCUUGGAAUGUGGUAAAACCUUCAGCCACAGUUCAUCACUGAUUAAUCACCAGAGAGUUCAUACUGGAGAAAAACCUUAUAUAUGCAACGAGUGUGGGAAGACUUUCAGUCAGAGUACACACCUUCUUCAACAUCAAAAAAUACAUACUGGAAAGAAACCAUAUAAAUGCAAUGAGUGUUGGAAGGUAUUUAGUCAGAGUACAUACCUUAUUCGACAUCAGAGAAUUCAUUCUGGAGAGAAAUGUUAUAAAUGUAAUGAAUGUGGAAAAGCCUUUGCUCAUUCCUCAACUCUUAUUCAACAUCAGACUACUCACACUGGAGAGAAAUCCUACAUAUGUAAAAUAUGUGGGAAAGCCUUCAGCCAAAGUGCAAAUCUUACUCAACAUCAUAGAACACAUACUGGUGAGAAACCAUAUAAAUGCAGUGUGUGUGGAAAAGCGUUCAGCCAGAGUGUACACCUUACUCAACAUCAGAGGAUUCAUAAUGGAGAAAAACCCUUUAAAUGUAAUAUAUGUGGGAAAGCAUAUAGACAGGGUGCAAAUCUUACUCAACAUCAAAGGAUUCAUACUGGAGAGAAACCCUAUAAAUGUAAUGAAUGUGGGAAAGCUUUUAUUUAUUCCUCAUCACUUAAUCAGCAUCAGAGAACUCAUACUGGAGAAAGACCUUAUAAAUGUAAUGAAUGUGAUAAAGAUUUUAGCCAGAGAACAUGCCUUAUUCAACACCAGAGAAUUCACACAGGAGAGAAGCCCUAUGCAUGCCGUAUCUGUGGUAAAACUUUCACUCAGAGUACAAACCUUAUUCAGCAUCAACGUGUUCAUACAGGUGCCAAACAUCGUAAUUAAUGGAUGUGCAAGACCAUUAGAUGUUACAACUUAAUCAUUUAAAUUUUAUUCUAUACUCACUGAGUGUUAACACAUUAUUCAGAAGAAGUGCAAUAUGCCUAUAUGUCAGAUACCACUGAGCAGAAGUAUCCAAAUUCAUAAUGUGGAUAUAACUCAUUUAAAUUUAAUGUGAAAUUUGAGAACAUUCACUGUUUAACCUUUAUUUGGUUUAUUCCAGAAAGAAACCCUGUGAAAAGAGUACUCAGAAACCUGUAACUCACCAACUCUUACUGUAUUUCAAGUACUCCAUGAGGCCUUAUGAAUGUAACUUGUGAAAGCUUCCAUCAAGUAGAGAGUGAUCCUGGGGAAAUAGAAAAGCUGCUUUUGGGCUUUUACUUCUUCCCAGCUUUGAAGCCUUAAAUAUGUAAAGGGUUCCUCCCCCUUUUCACCUCCAUUUCACCUCCUUUUCAUAUUAUGCCAUAACUGCCAUGUGGAGCUAGUAGGUUUGAGAAAAAUUGAAAGUAUCUUAAAGGUUUCUGUGUGGCCACUGUUUAAUUAUACUUUGUUUUAAAUACUGAAAUACUCAAGGAAGAGAACCUUAAUGAAAGAUGAUGUUUGGAUAGAGAAACUAAUGUGUAUAUAACCCUUAAACAUGUACAAAUUUAGUGAAAUGUGCAAAAAUUAAACACCCACCCUUAAAUUAAUUUUUAGAACAGUCUUAGUUUCACUAGGUUCUUUCCUAUUAUUUAUUUAUUUAUUUUUAUUAUAUUUUUAUUACUUUUUAUUGUAUUAGUUUCGCUAGGUUUUGACAUCUGUCAUCCUGUAGGAAAAAAUAAGGAUACAGUUUUCAUUCUUUUCACCUGACACCAAAAUGUAUACCUUAAGGUUCCCAAUACUGUUUUACUGUAGAAAAUCCAUUUCUUCCAUUGAAAAACAUUUCUUGAGUGCCUACUGUGCUCAGGGCCCAAACUCCCUAAAUGAUCCUUUCUGGGCUUCCUGUAGUGCUAUAAAAGCUUUCUACAUUAAUGAAAGAUUAGGACAUAAUGAAAGUAAGGUCAUGAGUUAACAAGUGUAUUGUGAAUGAAUGAGUAUACAAAACCUAAAAUGGGUUGCCAAAUUUGACCCUGUAGAUCCUAAGGUAAGGAGUAAUAAAAUUAUUUAAGUAGUGUGAGAAAAAAGUAAUGGAAAAUAGAUACGAUUUCAGUGCAGAAAAUGGGUCAGGGAAGAAAAAGUGAAGAGAGGAAAGAAUACAUAGGUAACUUAUAACAUGAAAUGUUACUGGACUUGGUUUAUCUAAAAAUAAAUAAGAGCAACUGAUGGAAUACAAAGCAAAAUUCAUCCUGUUUCUGUAAGAAGAAACCAAAAAUGAAAUGUUUGAUUUUUAAAGGAAUAAUUGCAGUCAAUUUUCCUUUCUACAGAUAAGUAAAAUAGGGUACAGUCUUAAAAUAUUAGAAGAAAAUUUCAUUGGAAAAAGCAUAGAUGCAGAAACUGUCAUUGGUGCAGUAAUCAUUGAACAGUAAUGACUGAGUCUGUCAUAGUCCUAAACAGCAUAAAAGGAAAACUGGCAGAAAUGCAACUAGAAAUAGGUAAAAAUACUAUUGCAUUUAAUGUCCACAGCAUUCCACUUUCAGAAUAUAAGACCAUAUUCCAAGAGCUGAGUUUUCAUAUCACUCUUGUUUCUUCAGUGCCUUGCGUAUAUAGCAGGUGGUCAAUAUAUGUUGAAUUAGUGAAUAAAUAAAUUGAGUAAUAAGGUAGAAUUAACUGAAAUGGAGUGAAAUUGGUAGAAUAUUAUGUACAUACUUGCAAAGAAAUAUUUACCAAAUACUGGUCAUUGAUUAGUUCAUUGGAACUACUUAAUGAAAAAACAGAAUCCCCAGAUAUUAACAGUGAGGAUAUUCCUAAGAAAUCAUGGGACAUCUUUGUACAGAAAAUUUUCUUGAGCUAGAAGAGGAAAAAUCUAUAUAAAUUCUGACACCAAAAAUAUCAGUUUAAACAUGUUGACCUUGUGGCUUCAUUUGGACGUGACUUUAAUAAACAUUCUACAAAGAGGUGCUGAAGGAAAGAUACCUUGAAAGCUUUCUUGUUGAGUGUUUUCUUCAAGAAGCUGUUGCUUUGCCUUGUCCUCACCUUCAUUAAUGUUGAUGUCAUGGAAUCACCCUUCACAAAGUACAGAUUGUCCUAGGUUGCAUUAUACUCAAAUUAUGCUUAUGCCUAUGCCAUAGUUACUAGUUUAAAAAAUAACCAUUGUACUUAAGAUGGAACUUCAUACCUUACACAACACUUUUUCUUCUUGGAAUGGAUGCGUGGAGUAGUAUAGUCCAUAUUAUCUUUCUUUGCAUUAAUUUGUAUUUACUGCUUUUAUGUGUUUUAUGUAAAUAAUGCAUUUAUAAGGUCUUCCACUGAUACACUGAAGCAAUUGAUGCUCUUAUAGAAUAAUACAAUAAUAGUAGUGAAGAAUCCUAGACCUCUGUGUAAUUUUUCCACUUUUACAGAUGUCUGGCCCAAGUAUAAUUCAAGUUUUUUAUUUUCUGCUUUUUAUUAUGCUGCUCAAAUAUAAAGAAAGUUAAAGAAUAAAAAAUAUAUUUGCCACUUAGAUUUGAAAAUUCACAUUUUGCCAUAUUUUCCUGAACAAUGGGAAAGCAAAGACAUGAUAUUUCACCCGUAAGCAUUCAUCUCAUAAAAAAUGAGUCUUUUUACAUAACCACAAUCAAUACCUUUAUAUACCUCAAAAAAUGAAUAGUAAUUCCCUAAUAUCUAGUGCUUAGCCCAUGUUUAAAUGUUUCCUGUUAAUCCAGUCAAAUUCCACACUUCACUUGAUUGUUAUGUCUGUUUCAUCUAUCUAAAACAGUCUCCCAACUUUGAUUUUUUCCCCAGAGUUUUUUUGUUUUAAAUAGAGCAGCUCAGUUGUGGACUAUCUCACAUUCAGGAUUUAACUGAUUGCAGUUUGUCUUUCAAAUCAGUUAACAGAUCAGUGGUUAAUUUAUCUUGUUCCUGUAGUUUCUGUAAAUUAGCAAUUAGGGCCAAAGUCUUGAAGUAUUCAGAUUACACAUUUUAACAUUAACACUUCACAGAUGUAUGUUAUAUUGCAUUAUAUCAAAAAUUUUACCUAGUUGGCUCACUGUCAGCAGUGCAUAAUUAGAUCACUCUACUGAGGUGGUCACUACCCUCUCUUCCCAACGCAAAGGUGUGUUUUUCUGUUGUAGUUAGGGAAUCUGACCGAGACCUUGGCAGCAUAUGGGGAGCCUGUUUACCCACAACAUUCACCUGGUGGUUUUGGUAUCCACAGAUAAUCAUUCUUGUCUGAAUCAAUUAUCUUCUCCAGAUUUGAUUUUCUAAUUCUAUCAUUCUACAUUUAUUGACUGCAUGCUUCUGUAAAAAAGCGUCUCUCCAUCAAUGGCAAUACACUUGGCAGGAUCAGGCUCAAUUCUUUAAAUUAUGAGUUGUCAGAAUAAGGAGUUGGCAGUGAUGACAAAUGAUUCAGUGUAUUAUGAUAAAUUAUGAUCAUUGUUUCUGAUGCUCAAGUCAUCCCGACUUUGGCAGUUAACCCUUCAGGUAGUUAUGUCCUUCAACUUUCCCUCUGCAGUCUUUGGGCACUUAAUUGCCUUCUGACAGAAGGCACUUUAAGGCACCUCAGGUUCACCUUGCACUUUCAGUGCCUCAGACAGCCAUUUCUUCAGGCAUUCCUGGCUCUUCUUAAUAGGCAUCUGUUUAGAAACCAAUAUCUGGGCACUAAGCAUGCUCAUUGCUACUGGGGUGUGAUUAGCAAGUAACCUUGGAGACUUUUCAACCAUUCAACUUAGUUUUCAUAAAGACAGCCCUACUUAUUUAAUACCUAAUUAUGUAAUGAGAGAUAAUUACAUAUUGGGAGAAACUUUUAGGAGCCAACGAUUAAGUCUUGUUAAAUGUUCAACUAAAUAGGAGAGACUAAAAGUGUUAAGUGACCAGAAAGCAGCAAACUUAACUACAAAAGGUCCGGGCUGAGGCCAUUACAAAAUUUUACAGAGGAGGAAGAUCAUCAGUUGAUCUGGCGAGCAGGUUAAGUGAAGAGCAGUACUAAAUGUAUGAGACCUAUUACGCUGUGCUUUAACUGUUACAUGUCUUAAUAAUUUACUGUUACAAGCUAAUCACACUUCUUUCCCAUCACACUCCUUAAGCAGGUUUCUGAUCUAAAUUUGAGAAUCUUUUAUGCAAAUCAAAAUACUAGGAGGGUUUUUUGGCUAAACUUCUAGUUGGUCUUUAAAACUUGGAGGCCAUUAGAUUUCAUUCUUUGUACCUUCCAGUACCAAUUCACUUGCAUAUGUGCCUGCAAAUGUGGUCUGCUUAGUCCUCUUAUUUCUGUUAUUUUCUUCAUGGCUCUAUAUUUCACUAUGCUUAUUAACCCCUAGAACACAGGUGGCAAACACAAGGCCCGCAGGCCCAAUCCAGCCCUCCACCUUGUUUUAUCUGGACUGGCACCUUGUUUCUACCUGGCAGCAGCACCCAGCUCCUUGCUCCUAGUUAAGGAGUAGUUACAUUUAUACAGUCCUAAAAUUACAUUCAGCCCUUUGAAGGCAACCUCAAGGCUGAUGUGGUCCCCGGUGAAAAUGAGUUUGACACCCCUGUCCUAGAACUUUAAUAGCUAUUAAAAAUGGCAAGCCUGUGCCCUGUGGUGAUAUAUAUAAACACGCAUGUAAGCUUGUAAGCAAUAGUCCUCUGGGCAGGGAAAGUGAUGCUCAUGAUGCCGAAGUGUCUUGCCUGAGGUCGUAUACAUAUAUGUAUGGUGACAGCUUAAGGAUUGGAACCCAUUGCUCCAGCACUUAGCUGAGUUCUUCCCAUGAAUGUUAAAUGAAAAUUCAAAGCACAAAAAGUAUGUACCUACAAUUUGUAAAAUUAUGUGUUUUGAUUAGAGCAUUGAAAGUUUGUUUCUCCUAUAGUUUCUGAAAUUCAAAUCUUUAAAUGAAAAUAACUCAGCAAAGGAUGUACUACACCCUUCAAUGUUGGCCUUCCACCCAGAUCUUUCCCAAGUUUCAGAACAUAUAGUCAGUAAUCACCUGGAAUCAUCUCACAGGUACUUUAAGUGGUUUAAAUUAAAGCUGAAUUGUCCUCACCCCCUAAACCUCUUUUUUAAGUCACCAUAACUUUGGGAGGCAAGAAGCCACUCUUCUUCACCAGUAGUUAUUUUUCAUCCUAUUGAUUUUACCUCCUGUGUGUUCCAGUUCAUUCUUCUCUGUCCCCACUGCCACUACUUACUUCUGGCUUUUAAUCAGCUCUUGUUUAGAUUAUUUUGUAGCCAGGUAAGUGUUCAUCUGCCCCUGAUCUUACCUUUUCAAUGUAUUUUGCACAUCUUUGCUGAAGUAUUCUGAAAACUUUUAACUAGGACCACAACAUGUAGCUGUACAAGUCACAGUGUGCUUAAAACCCGUCAUAUCUAUCGUCAUUGUCAACAGCAGUGGAUAUCACUCUUAGUUAUACAUUAGAAUGAGCUGGGAAGCUUUUAAAAGUACCAACACCUCUAGGAAUAUUGAAUUACCAUAUUUUGCCAUGUGUAAUGUGCACUUUUUUGCCCAAAUUUUUGAGGGGGAAGGAUAUGCAUUUUAUAUGAGUAGUGCUAAUUCCAUAUCUAUAUAAAUGUUUUUUAUUCUUCUAUUUAUGCUUAUGCAUUAAAAGUGUAACUCUAGAAAGCAAUAAUGAUAUCUGUAUGCAAAAUAAUACCCUGGAAUAUGAUAAUUCAGUUUUGUUUCUAAGUAUAAAUAAAUAAUUGAAUUUAUAAAUUAAAAUGGAAGAUUUUUUUC
Molecule: messenger RNA, 8603 nt
Organism: Artibeus jamaicensis (Jamaican fruit-eating bat)
Lineage: Eukaryota; Metazoa; Chordata; Mammalia; Chiroptera; Phyllostomidae
Gene: ZNF287
Product: zinc finger protein 287
Exons: 7
Coding region: 565-2853 (762 amino acids)
Biological process (GO): negative regulation of transcription by RNA polymerase II
Molecular function (GO): DNA-binding transcription repressor activity, RNA polymerase II-specific
Source: RefSeq, a predicted model, not a curated record